AUAAUUUGUUAGUAAGAAGAAAAUGUGGCAAGAUAACGAAGUUCGAUUUGAUAUUUCUUACAAUCAUAUGCAACUAAGAUUGGGAGAAUUUAAUGUUGAUAAACUCGAUUUAAUAGAAGAUACAAAAGGAAAUGCAGGUGAUAAUGGAAGAUUGAUAGUGACCAAUCUCAGAAUUAUAUGGCACUCUUUGCUUCAUCCUAAAAUCAAUUUAAGUAUUGGCUACAACACCUUUGUAACAAUAAAUACUAAAAUUAUACAUAGUUUACAAGGAAGACAUAUGCAAGCUCUAUAUAUUUUAGCUUCUUUUCGAAAUUGUAGAUACGAAUUUUUAUUCACAAAUCGAGAUUUAAAAAGUACACGACAUUACACUUCCGUUAUUGGUGUUUACAGAGCAUAUAUUUCAUCUAAGAUUUAUCGAGAAAUUAAAUUAAGAAGUGGAAUAAUUAAUGAUAAACAAUUGACUUUAUUACCACAAGAAAUAGUUCAUUCAACACUGCAAGAUAUCUGGAAUUUAUCAUUAGAACAGGGGAAUAUUGGAACUUUUAUCGUAACAAAUAUACGUUUAGUAUGGUUCGCUGAUAUUAAUUGUCAAUUUAACAUAUCAAUUCCUUAUCUUAUAAUAGCAAACAUUAUCAUUAAAAAUUCAAAGUUUGGUCCAACUUUAGUUAUUAAUAGUACUGAAUCCAGUGGAGGAUAUAUAUUAGGAUUUCAAGUUAAUCCCGCUCAAAAACUUCAUAUUGUUUAUAAAGAAAUUUUAAUGUUAUGGAAAGCAUUUGAAAAAUUUCCUAUUUUUGGUAUUGAUUAUACUUUUGAACACCAGGCUCCAUUACAACAAUCAAAUAUGGAACAAUAUACUGAAAUACAAGACAAUCAAAUUGAAAUUUCGAAUAUAUUUGGUUACUACUUUUCUGAAGGAUCAAAUCAAAGGAAGCCAAGUUUUUCAAUUUAUUUAGGUCUUGCAGCAGAAGAACCUCGAGAAGCCAGUACACUGCAAAAUCUAUGGGAACUCGUGCCACAAACUUAAUUAAUACUAUUGAUAUAUUUUAAAUGCUACAAAAAUAUCAUUUUUUUAUAUAAAAUUUAAAAAAAGAUUAAUACUAAUAUAUUUUAUAUAUUUGCAUUCUAUUUAAGAAUUUCAAUCAAAAAUCAUAUA
Messenger RNA from Apis laboriosa (Himalayan honeybee), 1153 nucleotides. It is a transcript of the gene BBS5, whose product is annotated as Bardet-Biedl syndrome 5 protein homolog. The record is from RefSeq and is a predicted model, not a curated record. Gene Ontology annotation, cellular component: BBSome; ciliary basal body. Gene Ontology annotation, biological process: intracellular transport; cilium assembly. The coding region runs from base 23 to 1024 and encodes 333 amino acids. NCBI's taxonomy places the organism in Eukaryota, Metazoa, Arthropoda, Insecta, Hymenoptera, Apidae. The transcript is spliced from 8 exons. Gene Ontology annotation, molecular function: phosphatidylinositol-3-phosphate binding.